AUGCUGCGUAGUUUUAUGAAGGCGAAGAGCGGAUUACGUCUGUUUUCUUCCACAGCUGCUAGAUGUUCUGACGUUCAACGCAUGACUCUCACCGGCAACUUAGUUCGCGACCUUGAAUUUAGCAACACUGCUGAUGGACGCGAGUUUGCCAAGUACACGCUUAGCUGUUACAAUGGCCGUAACAUGGAUCCUACGUAUCACACCGUAUUUAGCUUUGACAGCUCACGUAACGAACAACUCGAAAAGUUCAUGAAAAAAGGUGCUAAGGUUUUCGUCGAAGCCGACGUCGGCUGGCGCAAGGUGCCUUUGAAAACAGAGUCUGGGGGGGAGACGAACCACAUGUCGACGACGGGAACGAGCACAGGAAAUGGACAACCCGAAGAAGAAUUCGCCAGCAACACCAACAAGGCUGACCUCGGCUUUUAA
Molecule: messenger RNA, 426 nt
Organism: Schizosaccharomyces japonicus yFS275
Lineage: Eukaryota; Fungi; Ascomycota; Schizosaccharomycetes; Schizosaccharomycetales; Schizosaccharomycetaceae
Product: single-stranded DNA binding protein Rim1
Exons: 2
Coding region: 1-426 (141 amino acids)
Molecular function (GO): single-stranded DNA binding; DNA binding
Source: RefSeq, a predicted model, not a curated record